Messenger RNA from Didymosphaeria variabile, 1734 nucleotides. RefSeq lists its product as uncharacterized. The transcript has 2 exons. NCBI's taxonomy places the organism in Eukaryota, Fungi, Ascomycota, Dothideomycetes, Pleosporales, Didymosphaeriaceae. The coding region runs from base 1 to 1734 and encodes 577 amino acids. The record is from RefSeq and is a predicted model, not a curated record.
AUGUCUAAGCUCAUCGGAAAGGCCGUCCAAGGCAUAUCCGCAGGCAUAGGCCUCGCUGGUGAGAAGUACUACGAUCGUAAAGAGCGCAAGGCAGCACUGGCGCAACAAGGGGAACCAAGCCGCAGCACAGAAAACCACGACCAAGGGGGAGUCCAAGACAUAGACGACGAGACAAACGAGAAGUCUAUCACAGACGAGGAGACGGCCGACGAUGAACGAAUCUGGGCGCUAGACGAAGCCGCUGGUCCUCCUCCGGCUUACGAGGCUAUCAAUUCGAGCCCCGACCAGGUCAUCGCAGAGCUCGCACACACCGUCGCCGAAGCGAACAACCACCAAGUACAGAUACAUAGUGGAGAAGUAUCGCGACUCCCUAACCCUGUCAUUAUUCCACAGAGGCGACCAGGGUCAAAAGCGCGAGGGUGGACGCGUGCAUAUGCUCCGGAUCUUGAGCCACUUGGUAUUGACCAAGAUACCUUCAUGAAGUUUCUGGAAAGCUGGGAUAAGUCCGCACAAGGGUCGCCUUGGUUCAAGGCAGUGGCUUUGACAGCUGGCAUAGUCGGUAUGGCCAUGCCAGGUCCAAUAGUUAUGGGUGUCACGACUGCGGUGUCGAUUGCUGCUCAGGCUGGCUACGAACUUCAAGGUAGAGCUAAAGCGAACAAUUUCCUCGACCAGAUGAAUAAAGAUGUCUUCAUGCCCGCAGGGCUCUACGCGAUGGUCAUAAUCUGUAAACAAGAUGCCAGCGUCACCGGCGGCAUCCAACUUAGCAUGGAGACAGUGAACCUUGAGAACGCGAAAAAUGUUUCGAAAUGGGGAAUGCCAGGUGAUGGCCAAAAACCCACAUCAAAAUCCGCCAAGUUCACGCAUCCCAUCCGCCUAGCAUCCGGCAAAGCGAACGUCGACGAGAUGCCGCUGGAGAUCGCACCUCUUAUCUAUCCCGGCCUUGACGACAUGAUCCAACGACCGGAGCUCAAGCGCGACGAGAGUUUCAAGGAAAGGAUGAUGCGGAACAAGGGCUUCGUUGCUGACUAUUUCGAUCGGAGGGCACAGGCAGAUUUCUCGGGCAACAAUCCGGAUGCCGCGCUUACAAAAGCUCAUGGAGAUGCACCAGAAUUCAAGACCCGCUUUGCAGAUCCGAACAACGCCUGCAACAACGGACACUUGGUUUCACUCGUGACAGGUGGGAAGGUCGUCGUGCAAGGCCGUGGGCUGCUUGGCAUCCGUGUUGGAGGUGGUGGUAGUAGUGGGCGUCAGCGCGGCGGACUCCUCAGCAGUGCACUUUCAGCAGCUAGAGGUCCUCAAGAAAGUGGCAUUGUCGGUGGUAGAAGUAGAAGCGAAGACAGCCGCGGUGGUCUCCUCGGCGCAGGAGAAAGCUUAGUCGCUAACGGACAACACGGAAGUUCCCCAGGCUACGACUAUGACGGUGCCUACGAAUAUAGUAGAAGAGGCCCCAGGCUUCAAGACCGUCUCGGACAGCGUAGACAAGCCCGUGGACCUCAAUACCGGGACGUUGGCGAAGACGGUAAGCUGCUGCCCAAAGUGAAACAACCGGCGCAGCGGCCUAGAGGGCCGAUAGGAUAUGCUAUCAAGGGUGUGAAGAAGGCUCUCAAGGCGGAUGUAUUGUACCUGACAAUCGUCAACUUGCCGACGGAGGAGGAGAUGGAGAUGGCGAGAGAAGCACUGGGCAUGGAUAAGAAGAGUUGGCAAGAGAUCAUCCUGGGAAUGAGGAGAAGAUGA